CUUUCCUCUGCCGCGGUAAGGAAGGUGUCGUUGUGUUUUUAUCGUUCAAGUGUUGUGACUAUUUGUGACUAAAGCCUAAGUGCAGCGCUAUUUGGAUAAGCCAAUUGUGUUUUCGGAUGGAUUGUGUUGGAGGCAGGAGUUUUUGAGGAGUGAUAAAAUGGCGAUAUCAAGGACGCUCUUAUCAGUGAUUGUGACACUCUCGGCUGUUAUCACUUACUCGGAGUGUCAUGUGGCCUUGACCUUUCCACCUGCGAGGAAAUAUGACCUUGAUUUCCUUGAUAACAGCAGGACAAAGGGUCCUUGUGGAAUGCCCAAAGGAUCAGUAAGGACGAGUCUUCUAUCAGGAUCGACCUUCAACAUAACGUGGCAUCUGGCGUAUCCUCAUAGGGGAGGUUUCAAACUUCAGGUCCUGGACAACUUAUUGAGGCCAGUUGUAGACCUCACUCCAGUCACCAAAGAUUCUGAAUUCGUCAGAGUAGAUGCUACUGCCCAGGCAUUCACUGUAAGACUACCAUCGGACUUCGAAUGCAAUGAUUGUACAAUCAGAUUACAACGAGAGGCUUUAGAGUGGGGCAAUGCUUACAGAUUCUGGUCCUGCGCUGAUGUGGACAUCAAGAACAGAAAGUCAUACAAGGAGGACUGCAGUGGCCAUGGACGUUACUUGUUGUCCAAGUGUCGCUGUGACAGACUUUACUUUGGCAGUCGCUGUCAAUACAGAGACGAGUGUAUAGACAACAGCGAUUGUGGAGACAGAGGACGCUGUGUAGAUGUGCAGGCGACCACAGCGCCGCGCAAACACUGCUACUGCGAACUCGGCUGGUUCGGGCCCGGCUGCACCAAACGAUCCCCAGUAAAGUCCACUGAUGUUGACUUGAGCGGACACAACCAUCGUGAAUUAGCUCCCGGUUUCCAGCUCUACUGGCGAAUCCUGAGGGAUGAUCAGGAAGUGGAGGUCGUACUUCAGGCUAACGGCACCAGCUACUUAGGUCUGGGUUGGAGACCUAGAGGAAUGACUCCUGAAUGCAAGAACUUUCCAACAAUCGACGAUCUUCCCGGUGCAGUCACAUCAGACCCUAGCCACUCUCCAACCAGCGAACCAGAACCUAAAGGAGAACCGGAACCGACAAGUGAACCAGAGCCAAAAAGCGAACCCGAACCGAAAAGCGAACCUGAGCCAAAAAGUGAACCAGAGCCAAAAAGCGAACCAGAGCCAAAAAGUGAACCAGAACCAAAAAGCGAACCAGAACCAAAAAGUGAACCAGAACCAAAAAGUAAACCGGAACCAAAAAGUGAACCGGACCCAAAAAGUGAACCUGAACCUACUAGCGAACCCGAACCCACAAGUGAACCAGAACCUAAGAGUGAACCUGAACCAAAGUCUUCGCUAAGAACUGGACAAAGGAAUCCCAAACGGAUUGUGUCAUCCCGAGACACAACAAAUCAACAGAUUCCAGACACUAAUGAUCAUCCGGAAGUGUCAGUGGCCCAUAGUGUCUCCUACCGAGUCAGUUCUUCAAGUAAUCGGGGGAAGCGUGCAGCUAUGGAAGACGAAACUUCACGCAGAGAUACUGAGUCUGCGCCAGAGCCAUCAUCAGAACCAGAACCAAAAUCUGAACCUGAACCAAAAUCUGAACCUGAACCAAAAUCUGAACCUGAACCUGAACCUAAAUCUGAACCAGAACCUAAGUCUGAACCAGAACCUAAAUCUGAACCAGAACCUAAGUCUGAACCAGAGCCCAAAUCAGAACCAGAACCUAAGUCUGAACCCGAACCCAAAUCCGAACCAGAACCUAAGUCUGAAUCAGAGCCCAAAUCAGAACCAGAACCUAAGUCUGAACCAGAACCAAAAUCCGAACCAGAACCUAAGUCUGAACCAGAGCCCAAAUCAGAACCAGAACCUAAGUCUGGACCCGAACCCAAAUCCGAACCUGAACCUAAAUCUGAGCCUGAACCUAAAGGAAAACAACAGGUUACAUCAACCAAAGAGCAUGCUAAAGUUGGAAAAGGGGCAGUUCUUAGACCGUACACACCUCGGCACGACUUCAACGCCAUGGACUGUACUGACAUUGUCAUUGGAAUGGCGAGAGGAACUGCAAGUAGAAUAUGGGAUUACUACACUAGAGACAGAUCCACACCUCGUUUGGAUAUGUUCUGGGGCGGCAAGAAUGAUUUGACAGCAGCCAUGGGAUUUGAGAAGGAUGGCGUCACAACAAUUUUGUUCAGGAAAAAACUCAAAGCCGCUGAGCCCACAGACCAUUCUAUAGAAGAGGACUUGAUGCAUGUGAUCUGGUCCCGGGGCCAAGAGCCAGGCAAGUACCACCACUUCCCCAAAUCUGGCCUGGAGAAGGAUAUGGCAAAGGUGAAGGAAUUCUACAAACCAGACGAGCUCAAAUACCAUGGCCAUGGCGACCAGAGAGGAGUAAUCAGCCUUAACUUCUACGAAUCCACCUCAGAGACAGCAGCUGCUGGUAACGAGGUGGCCAGUGGCGCAGAGCCCCCAGUGCCCAAGAUCACCCCAUGCCAAGGCGAGUGGGAGUCUCCCAGAGGUUGUGAUGUUUCCAAGGGCAACUGUGAGUAUCAUGCCCAGUGGGAGUUCUAUCCUCGUAAGGAUGAGAUUAAGUUUACCAUCACAACCUCUAACACCAACCACUGGACGGGCAUCGGCUUCUCUGAUGAUCAGAAAAUGUCGCAAACAGAUGCAGUUCUAGGCUGGGUGGACAAGUCUGGCCGUCAUUUCCUCAUGGACACUUGGAUCGGAGGCUACACUUCUCCUCUUCUUGACACUUCACAGGAUAUCUACAACAAGACUGGCCGCAUAGAGAAUGGUCUCACCAUCUUGUCUUUUGUUAGAAAGCGAUCCACCCAAGAUCAAAGGGAUAUGUCGUUCACGGACGAUAAGUGUUUCUACAUGAUGUUCCCUGUCAAAGGAGGAGUGUUCAAUUCCGUCAAUAAGAAAAUACGCAAACAUGAAGUUAUCCCAAGAAUAUCUGCACAGAGGAUUUGCAUUCGGUCCUGUGGAGAAGGAGAGGAGAUUCCCACGACAGCUGAGCCACCUAGAAUCGGAUACAAUGUAGCUGUCAAGUUGGUGCAACUAGGACAGAACUUUAAAGCUCCUGCAACUGGUUCUCCGGACUUUGACCUUUUGGCAAACACUGUCAGUGAUGGCUUCAACAGAGCUCUCAACAAGAUACCUGGCUUCCACAAGAUGGCAGUCAAAGAGUUUCAGCAGGAGGAGGACAAUGUGAUUGCCCGGCUGAGUCUAGAGCUGGACGAGGCCAAGUUGGACCGAGGCAGAUCUCUGGAAGAUUCUCAUGACUCUGUUGUGCAAGUUCUAAACGAGACAGUCAUUAGUGGCAAGGUUGGAGCUCUAACCCUAGACCCUCAGUACCUCAAAGUGGAACCUCUGGAGAUUACGACAAACUUGAUUGAUAACGAUCCCUCAGCAAGUUCAACUCUUCUGCUGUCUGCGACGAAACUGUGGAUCGUCAUUGGGUGUAUCAUCGCCCUCGUAGCCGUGGCUAUCGUACAGGCCGGCUGUACCAUCUACAGAACCAUGAGGUCUCCUGCGCCUAACAAUAAGGACAACCUCAUACCAAACUCUGCAUGGAAAGACUAUUCAGCCGCCAACACUAAUUACGCCUUUGAAGCUUUUGAAGCUGAAGAAAAGCAGCCAGGUUCAAUAGCACAUACCAACGGUUCUUCUAGAUCAACGAUGCCUCUCACAUCCAAACCUAUGCCUCGAGACACCCGGGAUGGUAGAGAAAUGCGGGACGGCAGGGAAAUGCGGGAUGGGAGAGAUAUGCGCGAUGGAAGAGAUAUGAGAGAUGGAAGGGAAAUGCGGGAAGGAAGGGAAAUGCGGGAAGGAAGAGAAAUGCGGGAUGGAAGGGAAAUGCGGGAAGGAAGGGAAAUGCGGGAUGGAAGGGAAAUGCGGGAUGGAAGAGAUAUGAGGGAUGCCAGAGAAGGAAGAGAAGUCCGUGAAGCUCCACAUGGCUAUCACACACAGGAUAGAGAACGAGGUAAUUACGCAGACACACGAUCACUCCAAAGGCCACGCUACGGACAAGGCCCACCAGAUCGUAGUACUUAUUCCCUGCCCCGCCAUAACCAGCCUCCACCACCUCAACACAAUGGGUUCUACACCCACAGACCACCACGCAAUGACCAACUGCAGCCAGACUUCUACUUUAUGCCUUCGCAAAGGAAAUACUCUGGCGAAGUGGUCAGAGUUUAUGUAGACUAUAACACCCCCAGGAAGUAAAAUGUGAGAGGCUCGUCUAAUUUGUUAAAUAAAUUAGUUGAAAUUUUAACUUUAAAAAUUUUUCCUUCAUUAGAGUGAACAUUUGUGAUAUGUACUGACUACUGAUUUCAGUUGAAGUACCUCUCUGGUUUAUUAAUUUUGUAUGGGGUUUUACAAAUGUUUUUUUUUUUAUUGCAAAGAAGUUAUUAGACCGUCAGGAAUCGUAUGGGAAAUAUAUGGUGGACAUAAUUACUUCAUUGUAGAAGAGUGCUCGUGUAAAAAUUUUUUUAAAAGCUUCGCUUUUGUUUGUGAGCAAGGUAUUCAAAAGUAGCCUAUUUAUAAAAUUCCCCUCCAUUAUUAUAGGCCUAAUUAGUAAUUUUUCUUACUUAUGUUAAGACCACAUGUAGUAGGCAAAAAAGUGAGGUCACAAAAAUGUUUGAAUUUAGUUUCAUCAAAUAGGCAUAUUAUAUCAUGUACUGUGCCCCAGUCGUUGUGGACAUGUUGACUGGCAUUUUAAUUUUGAAAAUCUUAGAGCCUUACUAUGCGCGGCCACUUGAGUGGCUUGCGACCGCGACUGCUCAGUCGUUUGGUAUGGCCGCAGGUGUGGCUAGGGGUAGCGACAAGUGUGGCGAGGUCACGCAUCUAACCGAGUUUUAAACAGACUUGCAUGUAGUUUCUCACAGUGAAUAAGUAAAGAAGCUGAACUAUCUAUUUUACUUUUACUUGAGCGCCGUUUUUCAGUUUUUAUGUGAUGAUCACAGAGAGGAUGACAAGAAAUAUUAUGGGUGUUUCCGGGAGACGAGACGUUCUUUUGAUUACCUUUUAGGAAGAAUAGAAGGCGAAUUAUCUGUAUCCCAUAAGAAAAUGAAUAAUUUUAUUUCAGCUAAGGAGAGGCUAGCACUUACCUUAUUUAAAUAUUAUAAUGGUUUUGAUUUAAUAUAAUCAUAAUUAAUACAAUUUUAGCAGCAAAACUCUGCAUUGCCAAGGGCUACCUAAAAUUCACAACAAUGGUAGGCCUAAUAAUUGAGGAAUACAGACAGUAUCUUGAACUUAACUGACUCAAAUGAUAACAUCUCAAAUUAAAGCCUUUGUUUUGAGGGGUAGGCCUAUUUUAAGACCAAGUAAUGUAGAAUAACUUAAAUAAAAAUGGAGUUACGUAUCAUUGAUUGCAGAUUAGUGUUAAAGUAAUAAUAAUUAUUGUUGAUUCGUGAUUCAGUGUCAUGCUUCAUGUACUUCUAAUCUUAAUAACCAAUAGCUCAAAAUAAAAGCUGGUAUUUCAUUGAAGGUUCUUAGACCAAAACAUAUAGGAUAAUGUAAUCAGAAAGGGCGAAAUACCGCUUUAAUUGAAGUAAGACUUUGAAAAAAUCAGAUUUAUUUUUUUGGUCGAGUAGUACAGUAGAUAAAUAAAUGAUGAUGCUUGGAGGCAAAUCUGUUUGUGAAUACCUUUAAUUUAACACCAAAAUUAUGAAAACCAGGUAGAAGAGCCGAACCAACUCGGAAAAGAAAACCAAAAUUUAUUAAUAAUAUAGAUAUAGAUAAUUAUAAUAAAAUGUUGAAACAAAAAUCGGGACUGAGGCGAGGGCAGAGAGUAGGGGUCCGCUGUGGCCUGCGACUGUGGCUGCGCGUACUAAUAAAUAAUAGCAUAUGAGAACAUGGCCCGCUGGUGACGUGACAGUCCGUGUGGGGUUGCGAAUAGUAGCGAGGGUGCGCGACUGUCGCGUGCCUUGCCACUGCAGUCGCAUCGCUUAAUAAGCUCCAUAUGAUAAAAUGGCCCGCUAAAAGUGACCUUUGAGUAGCCGCGGUCAUAAUAAGGCUCUUAGAUAUAAAUAUAAAUAAAACAUCACAGGUUUUAACUUUUGUUCCACUCAACACAUUCCAUGCAGAGCUGUAACAUUUACGUACAACACAUUUAUUGUGCUGUUUUCAGGAAAUGUUCUAUUUGACCUGAAACAAACUCUUUUGAAACAAAACUAAAUUUUGGCCUAGAAAGGCAAAGUCUAAGUGAAGACUAUAUGUGUCAAAAUUAGUUAUACAAAAUCUUGGGGUAAGUUUCAUGUGGAUGAUCAUUUCUUUAUAUAUUGUACGAUAGCCAAUUUAUAACCUAUUGAAGAAGUAGUCAUGUAAAAAAAACAAUUAAGUGAUUUUGAAGGCCUAAAAAUUCGAAGUAUUACACAAUUAAUUAUAGGUUUUUAUAGUGCAGUUAAAUACACAACCGACUGUACAAGAUUCACUUUAUACCUAAGAUUUACUUAUAUGAGUGAAAAUUUAAAAACGUACGUUUUCAGGAAAAGCACUUUGCAAAUUUUUUCCCCCUUUUUUCAAAACUUUUAUUAUUUUUUUUAUUUCAUUAACAUUUGAAGUUUCAUAAAAUGUCCAUGGUAACGCAAUAUCUUUGGUAGUUUCUUUUUAAAAGAGCAUCUUUAGUGGAAAAACACAAAAUCCUGUCACGACCAUAACGGACGUUUAUAUGAAUAUUAAAAAUAGUUAAUAUUAUUUUUAUAGCUAUGUUUUGCUAUAAACUAAUUUACUUUUAUGACCAUUAUACAAUAAAAAGGUCACUGAGCUUUUGGUAUAUUUGGUCUUUCUAGAAAAAAAUAAUAAAACUCAAAAAAUUGAAAAAAAGCCAAUAAAAUCUUUUUAAGUUUGUAUAACUCCGAAAAAACUUACCUGAGACCCGAAAAAUCGUUAUGUUUGUAUAGAGGUGUGCAUCUUUUGUGUAUAAAACAUUAAAAUAUGACGAUAUUUUAAUUUUUUUAAUUUUUAUGAUAGAAAUCAUAAACGUGAUGGUCAGGGACAAGCGGUACGGUCGUGAAUUGUCUAGAAAAAUCUAAAUCUUUCUAAACAAUCCUUCAAUUAUCCUGUUAGUUAUAAUAAAAAUAUGUGUUUCAAUUGAACUAAACUGUUCAAUUUACAAUUAUAUUAAAGUUAUUGUCACGACCAAACACAUUAUAAUCCAUAAGGCUGGACUGGUCGUGAAAAAACCCACGAUGGUCGUGAAACUUUGGUCGUGAUAUUACGUGUUAUUUGGCUCUGUUCUGGCGGUAGCCCUGCACCUCAUGUUCGAGGAUACAAAGUGGACUUCUAGGUUAAUCUUGCAAUUGAAAUAUCUUAUAAACAAAAAUCAACACCAUGUCUACUUCAUCGAAUGACUACGCACGGUCAUGGACACACCAAAAUUACAAAAAACACAAUCUUUCCUUUAUUAAUCUUGUAAUUCCUCCUUUCAACUCGAAACGACCGGCACUACAAUCCUGACGUACACCCCGAACUAGUCUCUAAAACCAACUGACUCCAUUGACGCCAGGCUUGCCACUGUCGUGCUCCAAAGUUGAAAAUUUUUCCCAAAUGGUCGUGACGCCAAAUCGAGGGACAGACUUAUUUUGUCAUGGUAGUCAGUUUUUAAUGACAAUAAAAUUAUAAUAUGCUCCUUUUUUGUAAGUUUAAUAACCAUUGAUGACAUAAAAAUAUGGCUUUAUAUAUUUUGGCAUGAAUAAUUAGUCUAAAAUCAGCGUGAAAGUUGGAAAAUGUACCCUAGGGACACGUCAUGGUCGUGAAUUUUGAGACUUUAAAAAUACGAAAAAAAUACCUAGAACCUAUUUAAAACUAAAUAAAUGUGUGUAACAUGUUGCCCCCGUCCCAAAAAAUAUUAAAACACAUAAUAAUAAACUACAAAUCCAGUAUCUAGGAAGUAAGAGGCCAGGGACAUGAAAACGUACGUUUUUAAAUUUUCACUCAUAUGUACAUAGAUAAGUAUGAUUGUGCCUGAUAUAUUGUAGAGUUUAGUUUGUAAAUAAACUAUUUGAAUUAAUUAAGAAGUUUUUGGACAAAUACUUCAAAGUGGAACUAUAUAUUGACGAUUUUCAUUUGUACAUUAACUAAAUCAUUUUUAAACAUAUCAUAGUUGUACGCUUUUGAAGUAUUUGUUUGAAAUUGAGAAAAUCAACAUAUUACCAUUAUUAUCUGUUGAAUCUAACAAUGUAAAUAAGCUGUAACAUUUGCUCAGAACAAUGAUAUUAAAUACAGUUUUGUCAUUAUGUAAAAUACAAAGAAUGAUAAAUAAAA
Molecule: messenger RNA, 8299 nt
Organism: Macrosteles quadrilineatus (aster leafhopper)
Lineage: Eukaryota; Metazoa; Arthropoda; Insecta; Hemiptera; Cicadellidae
Gene: nahoda
Exons: 19
Coding region: 158-4258 (1366 amino acids)
Source: RefSeq, a predicted model, not a curated record